CUUUCGUGGAAUGAAAUAGCAUUCAUUUGAAUUCUAGAACUAUUGCCAUAGAGAUAUAAAAACGAUUAGAUUAAAUUAUCAAUUCAAGUUUCCAAAACUUUUUUAUAGCUAAUCAGUGGUGAAGUAAGGGCGUAUCAUGUUCGACGGCACAAUAUGGUUCCUUAUCAUUGGAUUGACAAUAGUACAUGGUUCAAAUUGGGUUUGGCAAUGUGAAGAUGGAUAUUGCAAAAGAGAGAGUGGACAAACUGAAAGAGACGGAUAUUCAGCCUUAAAGUUAUGUCAACUCGUUUGUUCCAAUUAUUUGAAUAUUUGGCCUUAUCCAACUGGGGCUGUCAAGUCAUCAAAGGAGUUGGUUAACAUAAAUACUAAGAGCAUAAUCUUCCAUUACAAUGGUCCGACUGAAACCGUAGCAUAUUUAACAGAAAUUACAAAAUAUUUCGAAGGACAUCUCAAGAAGGAUGAACCAUUUUCUUGUGAAGAAAAUCUAUACAAUCUUAAAAUAACAUUUACGCCUUUGUGUAAAGAAAUCACGUCAAAUUUAGAAACGAAUGAGUCGUAUACAUUAACAUUGGACUCCAUAGGUAACGAAGUAAAUGUCAACAUUAUCGCACCUACAGUUUUUGGUGUCAGACAUGGUUUGGAAACUCUAUCACAAAUAUUAGUAAGUCAUAAUGACGAUGGAUCAAAGUGUUUAUCAACUUUAAGUAAUGUUCAAAUUACUGAUCAACCAAAAUAUCCACAUCGAGGACUACUUAUUGAUACCGCAAGAAAUUAUUUGAGUGUCGACACGAUAAAAAAACAAAUUGAUGGAAUGGCCGCUUCAAAAUUGAAUGUACUACACUGGCACUUGACUGAUUCUCAAAGUUUUCCUUUUGUUUCCGUAAGAUUGCCAAACAUGACUAAAUAUGGAGCCUACAGUUCAAAAAAAAUCUACACUCCUGAAAAUAUCAAAGAUCUAAUACAAUACGCAGAGUAUAGAGGAAUAAGAAUCAUCAUAGAAAUAGAUGGUCCUUCCCAUGCCGGUAUGGGCUGGCAAUGGGGCCCAGAAGCUGGUUUAGGUGAUCUGGCAGUCUGCAUUAAUAAACAACCAUGGAGAAGUUUUUGUGUUCAACCACCGUGUGGACAACUUAAUCCAGUGAAUGAAAAAUUAUAUAUUAUUCUAAGGAAUUUAUAUUCAGAUAUAACAGAUAUUUCACCAGAUAGAAGAAUGUUUCAUAUGGGUGGAGAUGAGGUUUUUAUUCCAUGUUGGAAUUCAACUCCAGAGAUUUUAAAACAUUUACGAGGGAAACCUUUAAAUGAAAAAACCUAUCUAGACCUCUGGGCAGGUUAUCAAAGAAAAAAUCUGGAUGCUUAUGAUACGGCGAUUGGUCAUAAGAAUACUUCAAUAGUAGUAUGGACAAGUCAUUUAACGCAGCCAGAGUUUAUAAAGAAUUAUUUACCAAAUGACAGAUACAUAAUACAAACUUGGGUACCCGAAAGUGAUAAUGAUCUAAUUACUGAUUUGAUAAAGCUUGGAUACAAACUGAUAGUUUCAACUAAAGAUAGGUGGUAUCUUGACCAUGGUUUCUGGGGAACAACUAACUAUUAUAAAUGGAAGACUGUCUAUGAAAAUCCAAUAUAUGAGAAAUAUACGAAAGCCAUAUUGGGUGGCGAGGUUUGUAUGUGGGGAGAAUUAGUCGAUGACUCUAACAUAGAUUCCAGAAUAUGGCCAAGGGCAGCGGCAGCAGCUGAAAGAAUGUGGUCAGAUCCUGUAACCACUGCCGAUUAUGCUCAAACAAGGUUUUUUGCCCACAGAGAACGCUUAAUUGAGAGAAAAAUAAGUGCUGAAGCCGUCGUUCCUCAGUGGUGUGCUGAAAACGAAGGAGAAUGCCAUUCAUAUUUAUAAAAUUAAAUUUAUAAAAAAGAAACAAUUAAUUUUAGUUUCCCUCUCAUAUUUUUAAUUCGUUGGCUGACAUAGCAGAUACAAUAACUAAAUAGGGGAAAGGAGGGUAAGACCGGGUAGCGGGGUGAGAUCAGGUACAAUGACUGUGUUGCUACUACUAAUGCCAACUGGUGCACAGAAUGUGAAAUACAAUCCGUAAGCUAAGACGACUUAGCACAGUUUAUUGCUAAAGAAUCAGUUAGCUCACUAGGACUAG
Messenger RNA from Psylliodes chrysocephalus, 2138 nucleotides. Lineage: Eukaryota; Metazoa; Arthropoda; Insecta; Coleoptera; Chrysomelidae. The record is from the annotation of a GenBank genome assembly.